Molecule: messenger RNA, 2430 nt
Organism: Rhagoletis pomonella (apple maggot)
Lineage: Eukaryota; Metazoa; Arthropoda; Insecta; Diptera; Tephritidae
Gene: Rh50
Product: ammonium transporter Rh type B-B
Exons: 8
Coding region: 716-2056 (446 amino acids)
Biological process (GO): ammonium homeostasis; ammonium transmembrane transport
Cellular component (GO): plasma membrane
Molecular function (GO): ammonium channel activity
Source: RefSeq, a predicted model, not a curated record
UUUCGCACAUAUGUAUGCGCCAAUUGUAGUAUAUCACAAAAUUGAAAUUCUCAAAUACUUAUUCCCCAGCAGUUGGACGAUGCGGACGUACCGUAGCCACAGAGCCGUUAUAAGCGUUACUAAUAUUACAAAAUUAUUCGCAAAAGUUUUAAAAAGGAAAUGAACGCGCAGUGCAAAAGCAGACUCAACAGCUCCAACUUAGCGGUGAUUUGUGAAAAUUCAGUGUGAAUUCAGUGUAACCUGAGUGCGAAAGUGUGGCAAGCAACGCAGCAAGCGAAACACGUUCGAAAGUUUACUUUUAGUAUAUUUUUUUUGUAAAUUUUUGAAUCAAUACAGUUUAUGUGAUUUUCUUAUAAAGCACGCGUCAAACAACUUUUAACUUUAACUAAGUGUAAACGCAUUGAACUGGCAAAACGCAUAAGAACGUAUGCUCGAACACCCUUUAGGGGAAUGCCGCAUGCAUGAAGGCAUGGAGAUCACUUUGAGCCACUAAUGCUGCUACUUAAUACAAGUAUCCAUCCACUCAUAUUGAGCUGACAAUUUCGUGGCAAAGCUAUUCGCAAAUAACUUUUUCGUUCACGUACAGAGUUUCCUUCUUGGCAAUCCGUCUCUGCUUGUAUAAGUUGAGCACCGCAUCCUUGACUGCGUCGCUGCUUGGAUUCAAAUUCUUUUUAGUAUUUUUUACUUUUGGUAUACAUAUCCGUUGUGACACAAGAUGCAUUCGACUGCUAGCAAAGCGUCAGGAUUCAUUGGCCUGAUGAUUGUGCAAAUAAUUUUACUUGCACUCUUCUGGUUGUUCGUGCGCUACAGCGAUGAAGCAUUGCCAAGCGAUGAAGGCAAAGUAUUAGGCGAACAACACGUUUCCAAAUAUCCGCAUUUCCAAGAUGUACAGGUGAUGAUCUACAUUGGCUUCGGCUUUUUAAUGACAUUCUUGCGCAAAUAUGGUUAUAGUGCAACUGGAUAUACAUUAUUCAUGACCGCGCUGGUUAUACAGUGGUGUAUUCUGGUUAAAGGAUUCUUUCACAUGGAAGAUGGGAAAAUAGGCUUAUCGCUGGUGAGUAUAAUUGAUGCAGAUAUUGCAGCUGCUGUUCCAUUGAUUAGUAUGGGUGCCUUAUUGGGUCGUACCACACCAAUUCAAUUGCUAUUCAUGGCUCUCAUAGAAAUUGUGCUGUUCGCGGCAAACGAAUAUGUCGCUUUGAAUAUAUUUAGUAUCUGUGAUGUUGGUGGUUCAAUUACAGUGCAUGCCUUCGGUGCAUACUUUGGCUUGGCUGUUAGUCUAAUGUUGCGCCCGGGCAAGGACCAAAACGAAGCAGGCAAAUACGAAGGAGCCAAUUAUGCAUCGGACAUCUUUGCCAUGGUCGGUACAUUGUUCCUGUAUGUGUAUUGGCCAAGCUUUAAUUCAGUGUUGGCCGAUGGCAAUGGCCAAGAGCGUGCCAUACUCAACACGUAUUUAUCAUUAGCAGCGGCAACAGUUACAACAUUCAUAGUGUCAGCACUUGUUAGUCACGAGAACAAAUUGGAUAUGGUGCAUGUACAAAAUUCAACAUUGGCUGGCGGUGUUGCCAUCGGCACUGUUUGUAAUUUACUAGUUGGAUCGCAUGGCGCUAUAUUAAUUGGCAUCAUUGCCGGCUGCAUUUCGGUGUUGGGUUAUCGUUACCUCACGCCCCGCAUAACAGCUGCGCUCGGUAUCCAUGACACUUGUGGCGUUCACAAUUUGCAUGGCAUGCCAGCCGUUUUAUCAGCCAUUGCCUCAGCUAUUUUUGCCAAUUUUGUAACGCAAGAAAAUUACAAAUCCGAGUUGGGUGCAAUAUUUCCAGCUAUGGUUGGCGCAACUGAGAACAGCAACUCAACAAUUAUACUUGGGGGCUACAACCGCACUGCCUCAACUCAGGCUGGCUAUCAGCUUUGCGGCAUUGCAGUCACCUUGCUGGUUGCCAUUGUUGGUGGUGUUUUAACAGGCGCUGCACUUAAAUACACCGGCGUGCGCAAAUUACAGAAGGAUGAACAGCAUCAGGAUGAGCUGUUCUGGGAGGUGCCCGAAAAUAAGGAAGACUAGUAAAGUGAAAUGUUCGAGUUGUAUAAAUUUUUGUAAUGUAUUUUUGAAAACAUUCAAGAGCUUAGAUUAAGAAUUUUCACAUUUUGGGUAUUCACACCUUCCGGGUGUAUGUAUUUUGUUGUUGGUAACUGAAAAAAAUAUAAAACACCUAAAUAGAUAGCCCGAUAACCAGCAACGUGUGAAUACCGCUAUUAUGUAUGUACUAUUAGCUCGCACCGCCGUUUUUUUUAGUUCGCUUAAGUUAUGCUUUUGAAAUGCUAUUAGUUGUUGUUAGAUUUUUUAAUUUUUUUCACUGUUUGGUGCUUGAAUUACUAUGUAUAUACAUUUACACAAACCUGUAGAACAAAAUCGAAUAGCAAACACUUAAAACACAA